ACAAGGGGUUCAUCCGACCCUCUCCAUCCCCAGCAGCCUCCCCAGUGAUGUUUGUGAAAAAGAAGUCAGGGGACCUACGCUUGGUAGUGGACUAUAGAGCCUUGAACAAUAUCACAAAGCGGAAUCGUUACCCCCUGCCUUUGAUCUCUGACCUAUUAGACCGGCUCCGAGGGGCCAAAGUUUACACCAAGUUGGAUCUCCGGGGGGCUUACAAUUUAGUUCGCAUCAGAGAAGGGGACGAGUGGAAAUCCGCCUUCCAGACCAAAUUCGGAUUAUUUGAGUCCCUGGUCAUGAAUUACGGUUUAUCCGGAGCUCCCGCAACAUUCCAGCAUUUUGUCAACGAUAUCUUCCAGGAUUAUCUAGAUCGGUUCUUGAUCAUAUAUUUGGACGAUUUUUUUGGUGUUUUCUAGAUCACAAUCGGAACACGAACAACACGUCAGAAUGGUGCUACAACGAUUGCGGGAUCAUGGACUAUAUUCCAAGUUAGAAAAAUGCGCUUUUGAUCUACAAGAGGUAGACUUCCUGGGAUACCACGUCUCGCCACUAGGGCUCUCCAUGGACCCAGCAAAGGUUUCAGCAGUAUUGGAAUGGCGGGCGCCAACCAACAAGAAGGAAGUGCAACGCUUCUUGGGGUUUGCAAACUACUACCGCAAAUUCAUCCCAGACUUUGCCCGCUGGUCUGACCCAAUCACCAGCUACAUCCGUGGAAAACAGCCUUUCCGCUGGACGGAGCAAGCAGAGAAAGGGUUCCAGCAACUAAAGAAGUUAUUCACGACCCAGCCAAUUCUACAGCACCCUGAUCCUAAAACCCCUUUUGUUGUGCAGGCUGACGCCUCCGAUGUGGCAAUUGGGGCUAUACUCAUGCAACCGGUGGGAGAACACCUUCAUCCUUGUGCCUAUUACUCCCGUCAGCUAACAGCCCCAGAGAGAAAUUACACUAUA
Messenger RNA from Anolis carolinensis (green anole), 942 nucleotides. RefSeq lists its product as uncharacterized. The record is from RefSeq and is a predicted model, not a curated record. The transcript has a single exon. The annotation marks the transcript as partial. Lineage: Eukaryota; Metazoa; Chordata; Lepidosauria; Squamata; Anolidae.